GGGGAGGAAGGGACUCUGCAGGCCAGUAUGGGAAAGCCCGUAGCGUCCUAGGAAUACCUGGAGCGCCACUCCUCCUGGUUCUGUCUGCCUUCUCCCUUCAUCUGGAAGAGCUCCAGGGCUGGCCAUCCCCAAGCCACUGAAGGUGACAGUGGCAGCAUGAGCCGGUCAAGGCAUGUGGGCAAGAUCCAGAAACGUCUGGAAGAUGUCAAGAACCAGUGGAUCAGGCCAGCCAGAGCUGACUUGAGCGACAACGAGAGCGCCCGGCUGGCCACAGAUGCCCUCCUGGAUGGGGGUCCCGAUGCUUACCGGCGCGCGCUCAGCCGGGAAGGGGAGAUAGACUUCCUGUCCUCGGAGGAGACCCAGUACAUCCAGGCCCACGCCAAGGAGCCCCCCAGUAUCCCAGACCCCUCCGGAGGGGCUGAGGGGGCUUCCAGAGGACUAGACUCGAGCUCUCUGCAGUCGGGCACCUACUUCCCUAUGGCUUCGGAAAGCAUCGAGCCAGCCCUGCUGCACAACUGGACCUGGGCUGAGAAGCCCUACCUGAAGGAAAAGUCCAGCGCCACCGUGUACUUCCAGAGGGACAAGCACAACAACAUCAGAGAUCUGGUCCGCCGCUGCAUCUCCCGGGCCAGCCAGGUACCCACGCAGAGCAGAGCUGGUGUCGCUUGGUCGUGGGCGGGAAGCAAGGCUGGUAGACCCGGGCUAGGGGUACAUCCUGCUGUCACCGGUUUGCCCUGGAACACAGACCACUGGUCCCUGGAUCCUAGGCCACUGAGGCCCAUGCCCGAUACUACAGUCUCCUAUGUGGGAAGGAUAAGUUUCUCUGGGCUCUCUUUGCUCUCUCUGCCUGUCACUCAGCCCUGAGUCCCCUGCAGUCCCUGGCCUUGGCUUCAGGCUUUGGACUAUGCUUGUCCCUCACCCUGCUUUCACUCUUUCCUUCCUGCGUCCAA
This is a messenger RNA of Cricetulus griseus (Chinese hamster), 950 nucleotides long. The record is from RefSeq and is a predicted model, not a curated record. Lineage: Eukaryota; Metazoa; Chordata; Mammalia; Rodentia; Cricetidae.